GCCGUUAUCCCGCUUAUCUCCCGUUUGUAUUCAUAACCUGUAUAUUUAGAACAUAGUUUUAUUCCACCGUUGCGUCCGUAAACAUCGCUAAAACUGUCUUGACUGUGGGACUACUUUCCGCCACAUAUCAACUUUCUACUUGCAGGACAAAACUGCCGUUACUAGUUCUAAAUGGAUGGUUGCUAUGGCCAAAAGCCAGUCGUUAGUUCUAAAUGGCUGGUUGCUACGGCCAAAAGCCAGUCGUUAGUUCUAUCUCUCCCGUUGUCAAGCGGGCAUAUCCCAGGAUUCUGAUUAACUUUAACUUUGAAAGAUCGCUACUUUUAUAGCCUACAUGGCAUCCAGCAGGAAGCGAUUCCGAAUUCGAAAGAGGAGUAGGAAACUUCUCGGCAAGAACAUAAAACUACACCUGGCUCAGACACAAGCUAUUGCUGUGCCUCAACAAGUCUCUCAAGUGGUAUUCCCUUCAGAAGAUGAGCAUCUGAAGCAAGGCCUGUUAAAAAUGCUGGUGACUGACCUGCUGCCCUUUAGCAAGGUGAAAGACGUGGGCUUUCGAGCCUUCUGCCGGGGCCUCAACCCGACCUUUGACCCGCCGUCCUCCGCCCUGUGGGUGCGCACGGAGCUCCAGGGCGUGUACGAGCGCAUCAAGGCCGACGUGCGCGACACGCUGCAGUCGGUCCCGGACGUGGCCCUGACCGCCGAGAUGUGGACGCACGCCUCGGAGGGCGCCUACCUGACCGUCAGCUGCCACUUCAUCGACCGCUACUGGAAGCGGCGCAGCUGCCUGCUGGAGACGGUGCCGCUGGGCGCCGACCGGGGCGCGGCCCGCGUGGUCGAGCAGCUGCUGAAGACGUCCGGCGACUGGGGCGUCGCCGAGAAGGUCAAGGUGGUGGUGUCCAACAUGAUGAGCAAGGGCAGCAUGACGGAGAGCUGCGAGGCCAAAGGCUGGGUGCACGUGCGCUGCUUCGUGUGCACGCUGGACGUGGUGUUCCGCGAGGCGCUCGCCCAGCUGGACGAGACGACGACGACGUGGCGGGUGCCGCAGCUGCUGCGCAAGUGCCGCGCCGUGGUGCGCUUCUUCCAGCAGGACCGCGACGCCCAGCGCCAGCUGCGCGCCAACCAGGAGCAGCUGAACCUGGCGCCGCUGCGGCUCGUCCAGGCCGCCGCCGCCGAGGACACCUGGCUGGACGUGGCCGCCAUGCUCCAGCGGCUGUCCGAGCAGCGCGCCGCCAUCAACCAGGUGCUCCUGCAGCACGUCAAGGAGGACCUCUGGCUGAACGAGCGCGACAUGGAGAAAAUCCACGACAUCCUGGCCGCCCUGCAGCCCCUGCGGGACACGGCGAACGGCAUGGUGAGCGACGGCUACGAGUCGCUCUCCAACAUCAUCCCGCUCGUCGACAGCCUGCAGAAGUCGAUGGCCUGGCUGUCCGAGGGCGGCAAUCGGGUGGCCCGGGCGCUGGCGGACGUCUGCGUGAGGCACGUCAGCCACGCGUGGGACCACCGCUGGACGGCCCUGAGCACCGCGAUGGACCCGCGCUUCAAGAACAUGCUGCUCUUCAGCAGCAGGGCGCAGACGAUCGAGCAGAAGCUCCACGCCGAGCUGAGGGCUCUGUGCCCGAGCGCAGGCGCCGGUCCGCCGGGCGUCGUCGGGACGCCGGACGAAGUGGACGCGCUGCUGACGGAGUACAAGAGCACCAGCACGAAGGUCACGGAUCAGAACCCGCUCGACUUUUGGAGACUCCCCAGGGGGCUCAAGAAGCUGAGCCACGUCGCGCAGAAGUAUCUCACGGUCGUGUCGACGGCUGUCCCCCUACAGAGGGCCUUCAACCCAGAACUUUCCAGGAGGGUGCACCACAGCAGGAGUAACCUGGAGCCCGAGAACGUGAACUUGAUGAUCUUCCUAAAUGGACACUGGUCCAUUGAGAACAGUGACUCGCCAGAGUCAGAUUAAAGUUUGUUUUCAUACCUUU
Molecule: messenger RNA, 1967 nt
Organism: Sardina pilchardus (European sardine)
Lineage: Eukaryota; Metazoa; Chordata; Actinopteri; Clupeiformes; Clupeidae
Product: E3 SUMO-protein ligase ZBED1
Exons: 3
Coding region: 332-1948 (538 amino acids)
Biological process (GO): regulation of transcription by RNA polymerase II
Cellular component (GO): nucleus
Molecular function (GO): protein dimerization activity
Source: RefSeq, a predicted model, not a curated record